GAGCUUCUUCUGAUCGGUUCUUCCCCGUCUGUCAGAUCAUUUCCGCGGCGCAGGCAGCGAAGCACGGACGCGGAUCCGCCGAAGGACGCUGUUGUUGUCGUUACCGGGGAAAGGACGCGCUUGGAAACGGCGGCGGUCCGUGAAUGGAUGCAUCAUGUCUUCGUUUGUGUGCCGCGUUCAGUUUCUCGACGACACCGAUCCGUUCAACAGCACCAGUUUCCCGGAACCGACCCGAGCUCCUCUCUACUCCUUCAGAGAAGACAUCCCUCUGAUCGAGCAGAUCGCGGGGGUCCACAGGCUCCUCAAGGCUCCUCACAAGCUGGAUGACUGCGCUCUGCAACUCUCUCACACCGGUGUGUGUCUGGAUCUGGAGUCGACGCUGGAUGAGCAGAGAGAUGAGCUGGAGGGAUUUCAGCCAGACGACUGCGCAGGGAGGGGAAAGAAGCACAGUGUGAUUUUACGCACUCAGCUGAGUGUCCGUGUUCACGCAUGUAUCGGUGAGUCUCAGACACACACCAACACACACAUCGACGAUAAGGACCUGGUUCAUGAGUUCGUUAUGGCUGAAGGUCUGACGUGUUUGAUUAAGGUCGGCGCUGAAGCGGAUCAGAACUAUCAGAACUACAUUCUCAGAGCUCUGGGUCAGAUCAUGCUGUAUGUGGACGGGAUGAACGGGGUCAUAGGUCACACCGAGAUCAUCCAGUGGCUCUACCUGCUCAUCGGCUCAAAGGUGACGCGCCGUUUGAUCAGUGUGUGUGACGAUCAGAUGUUUAUCGCUGGGUUUCGGAUGGCCGAGCGACUGGCGGACGAAGAGUUUGAGCGAGAGCGAAUGCAUUCUGCACCUCGAGGUCUCAGCCUCACUCUGAGCCCAACGGACACCUGUCAAUCAUCCCGCAGUGCCACGCCCUCCUCUGUGACAUCACAGGACGAGCAGGACACGCCCAUCACAUUGUACCCGCCCUCUGAACCAGACACCAAUGAUCUAGAACCGGACGUGGAGGCCAGUCUAGAACCCGAGGAGAAGGACAUAGAACCCAGAGAGGAACAGGAAGAGGAAGUGGAGGAGGUAAGUGCUGAACAGGAAGUGGGCGGAGCCGAGGAGCGGGCAGAAGAAGAAGAGGAGGGGUCUGAAAGGGAAGCGCCGGAUGGAGAAGCGGAGGACAGCGGGAUCUUGAGUGAUAAAGAACGACAGAACGAAGAAGUGAACGAGAAGGAUAACUGCUCCGCCUCCAGUAUAUCCUCAGCCAGCAGCACACUAGAAAGAGAAGAUCAACUCACUGCAGGCGGAGCGGACACGGGUCAGUGGCCUCAGAGCGUCAGAGACGUGAAUGAACAACGAAACAAGAUCCUCGACAGCAAGCUCUUCAUGCUGGACAUGCUUUACUCGCAGAGCAAGAAACCCUCAGAGGAAGAUGAGGACGAAGACGAGCUGGCCGAGGACAAAGAGCGAGAUGCAAAAGAAAAGGCUGAGGAUUCGUCGCAGGACGCGACGCCUCGGGAAGAGAACGAUGCUAGGCAUGAAGAAGACAAGAAAGUCGCGAACCAGAGCAACGUGCGAACGUUUGCCGAGCGCUUCGGAGACAUCGUUAAGGGUCUCACCUCUCCACCAAUAGAAACGCAGGGACCUCCUCCUCCUCCUCCUCCGCCAGCUCCAAAGAAGGAGUCGGACUGCAUCUGGGACCAGCUGAUGGCGAGUCCGCGGGAUCUGCGCAUCGGCGACAUCGACUUCACCGAUCUGGGAGACGAGGAUGACCAGGAUGUCCUGGACCCUGGGAAAACGCAGGGACCUCCUCCUCCUCCUCCUCCGCCAGCUCCAAAGAAGGAGUCGGACUGCAUCGGGGACCAGCUGAUGGCGAGUCCGCGGGAUCUGCGCAUCGGCGACAUCGACUUCACCGAUCUGGGAGACGAGGAUGAACAGGAUGUCCUGGACUCUGGGAGUUUAUACAGCUCUGGCGAUCUGCAGGCUCCGCCCCCUCCGCCACCGCCCUGCCCCUUUAACCUCCCGGCCCCGCCCCCUAUGUUCGGCUGUCCUCCGCCCCCUCCCAUGUUCAGCAUCCGCGUGCCUCCGCCCCCUCCAUGCUUCUCCAGCCAGGCUCCGCCCCCUCCAUGCUUCUCCAGCCAGGCUCCGCCCCCUUCUCAGCAGCAGGCGGAGCAAGCGCUGCUCUUCCAGAAGAGGAAGAAGACCAUCCGCUUGUUCUGGAGUGAAGUCCGGCCCGCCGACUGGAUCUACCGCAACCACAGACGCAGCCAAGAGUCGCUCUGGUCCAGACUUGAACCUGUCAAACUUGACACGGCUAAACUUGAACACCUGUUUGAGAGCAAAUCCAAAGAGAUGCCCGUGACUAAGAAAACGGCAGCGGAUGGGAAGCGGCAGGAGAUCAUCAUUCUGGACUCCAAACGCAGCAACUCCAUCAACAUCGGUCUGACGGUUCUUCCCCCGCCGCGCACCAUCAAAACCGCCAUAAUGAACUUUGACGAGUACGCGCUCAACAAAGAGGGCAUUGAGGUGGACUUCGGCCAGCUGCAGGAGACUCUGACUCAGAUGGAGUGGCGCUGCAAAGCAUCAUGGGACCACCUGAAAGUCAUCGCAAAGCACGAGAUGAAGCCGGCGCUGAAGCAGAAGAUGUCGGACUUCCUGAAGGACUGCGCCGAGAGAAUCAUCAUCCUCAAAACUGUCCACCGCAGGAUCAUGAACAGGUUUCACUGGUUUCUGCUGUUCCUGGGUCAGCCGGCGUACAGCGUCCGUGAGAUCAGCGUGACUCGGUUCAGUAAGCUCCUCAGCGAGUUCGCUCUGGAGUACCGCACCACUCGCGAGCGCGUCCUGCAGCAGAGACAGAAGCGCGCCGAUCACAGAGAGAGGAACAAGACGCGAGGGAAGAUGAUCACAGACCUCAGCACACAGAUAUUUCACAGCGGAGCUGGGGUUGUGAUUAUUCACAGAUGUGGGUGGGACUAUAGUAGUAAGGAGAAGAACAAAACGCUGCGCUUCAUCUUAUCGACUCUGCUGGCGAUUGGAAACCUCCUGAACGGCUCCAACGCCAAAGGCUUCGAUCUGACAUAUCUGGAGAAGGUUCCUGAAGUGAAGGACACGGUUCAUAAGCAGUCUCUCCUGCAUCACGUCUGCAGUAUCGUGGUGGAGAACUUCCCCGACGGCACAGACCUGUACUCUGAGAUCGGCGCCGUCACGCGCUCCGCUAAGGUGGACUUCGACCAGCUGCAGGAGACUCUGACUCAGAUGGAGUGGCGCUGCAAAGCAUCAUGGGACCACCUGAAAGUCAUCGCAAAGCACGAGAUGAAGCCGGCGCUGAAGCAGAAGAUGUCGGACUUCCUGAAGGACUGCGCCGAGAGAAUCAUCAUCCUCAAAACUGUCCACCGCAGGAUCAUGAACAGGUUUCACUGGUUUCUGCUGUUCCUGGGUCAGCCGGCGUACAGUGUUCGUGAGAUCAGCGUGACUCAGUUCAGUAAGCUCCUCAGCGAGUUCGCUCUGGAGUACCGCACCACUCGCGAGCGCGUCCUGCAGCAGAGACAGAAGCGCGCCGAUCACAGAGAGAGGAACAAGACGCGAGGGAAGAUGAUCACAGACCUCAGCACACAGACGGAUGAUGAAGAGGACAGUGAGGCGGGUCGUGUGUGUGUGAGCAGCAGCAGCAUCGCUCCUCCUUUCGGGCCACAGACAAAGCCGCAGAGUUUGUGUCACGCUGAAGACGCAGCUGAACACGAGCAGAUGAAGGCCGUGCUGAAGAGCAGCCUGCAGAGAGGAGACAACGACAGCACCGGAGCGACGGGCCUCAGGACACGUACACGCACACGCGCCAGCAGAGGCCGCACCGCAUGGGUCGCGGCAAAUGAAGAGUCUCAGUGCGCGACGGACGACGCUGCAGAUGAGAUCAUGGAGAGAAUCGUACAAUCAGCCACUCAGAGUCCCAGAGAACGAGGUCAACCCCGCGAACGCCGCCGCUCACGCGCGAACCGCAAAUCACGUACGUUCAGCUGCAGAGUUUGUCUCUUCACAUUUUAA
Sinocyclocheilus rhinocerous is the source of this 4018-nucleotide messenger RNA. RefSeq names its product FH1/FH2 domain-containing protein 3-like. The record is from RefSeq and is a predicted model, not a curated record. Lineage: Eukaryota; Metazoa; Chordata; Actinopteri; Cypriniformes; Cyprinidae. Gene Ontology annotation, molecular function: actin filament binding. Gene Ontology annotation, biological process: cardiac myofibril assembly; cortical actin cytoskeleton organization; sarcomere organization. Gene Ontology annotation, cellular component: cytoskeleton; cytoplasm. The transcript has 20 exons. The coding region runs from base 155 to 4018 and encodes 1287 amino acids.